GAUAUCGGAAGGAUAUAGCGGUUUUAACCCUCAAGCUAACAAUUACCUAUUGUUUUUAUUGUUAAAAUUUUACAUUUAAAAUGAAAUUAAUAUCUGUGCAACUAUUUACAAUUUUUGUACCAAUUUACUGUUUUCAGGGAGUUUCAAUGCAAUUUAUGGAGGAUAACCCAUCAACAUCUCUUCCUAUUAAUCCAUCCUUUCCUUCAAAUGCAGCUUUUAAUCCUUCUUUUACAGCUAAUCCGGUAAAUCCUUCUAGUACUCUUCGUCCUUUUAACCCUUCAAGUACUUUCAGUUCCUAUAUUCCCUCUAGUACUUUCAGACCCUUUAAUCCUGCUAGUACUUACAACCCAUUUAUUUCAACAAGUACUUUUAGCUCCUUUAAUCCGUCUGACUACUCUAGUUCCUCGAAUGUAGCUACAUUUUUGGUACAACAGCCAACAACAGCAUCAACCCUGCCAGCAACAAAUGAUGAUUUAAUUGAAUAUGAUACAUUAGGUAGAAGAUUCUUAACAGCGUCGGAUGUGGUUCCAGUUGUUGUAAAUAUUCCAAUAUGGAUAUCAGACCGUUUAAAGGCAAUAAGGCGAUUGAUAGUUUCUAAUCUAUCUGUUAUGGCUAAUACACUUGAUUUAUUCAUAUCAAGUAUUCAAAUGGGUAAAUCAAAUGUUCAUCUUGACUUAGUUAAUAUUGGAAAAAGUUAUAUAGAUAUUAAAGACGCCUACCUGAUCUUGGUAGAACUUAUUAGUGUUGAUUUAACGGCAGUAUCAACCCGUAUACGCAAGUUACCAGGUAUAGACUAUUUGAAAUUUUUUAUUGAAGGUCCUCUGGAAAUGAUACAGACAUUCAAAAAUUUCUUGAUGAGUCUUGUUAAACCUGAAGAUACUGAUUUUCAAAUAUAAAUUAAUUGUUAACAAAUAACGAAGAACCAAAAUAACAUAAAAUCAAAUGACUUUAUCAUCCAUACCUAUUGUCCCUGGCUGGCAAUUUAAGGAUAUAGAAGGAGAGUAGUUAUAAGGCCCAAUUUUAGAAAAAAAAAUCAAAAAAUGUACUUUGCAGUUUUUGUAAUCUAUAAACAGGAACGAUUCAAUAUUCGUAAUUUAGAAAAAAAAAGUCAUUUAUUCCGCCGUCUGUAUGUUUUAGGGCAGAAAAACAACCUUAUCGCUACUCAAACUUUCUAUAAAUAUUGUAU
Chrysoperla carnea is the source of this 1186-nucleotide messenger RNA. RefSeq lists its product as uncharacterized. The transcript has 4 exons. The record is from RefSeq and is a predicted model, not a curated record. NCBI's taxonomy places the organism in Eukaryota, Metazoa, Arthropoda, Insecta, Neuroptera, Chrysopidae. The coding region runs from base 81 to 896 and encodes 271 amino acids.